This is a messenger RNA of Microsporum canis CBS 113480, 513 nucleotides long. RefSeq names its product cytoplasm protein. The transcript is spliced from 5 exons. Gene Ontology annotation, cellular component: cytoplasm. Gene Ontology annotation, molecular function: calcium ion binding. Bases 1 to 513 code for a protein of 170 amino acids. NCBI's taxonomy places the organism in Eukaryota, Fungi, Ascomycota, Eurotiomycetes, Onygenales, Arthrodermataceae. The record is from RefSeq and is a predicted model, not a curated record.
AUGAUUAUCUUCAAGGACGUUAUCACCGACGACGAGAUCAUCUCGGACGCUUACAAAAUUCAAGAUAAGGGUAUCCUGCUUGAAGUCGAUGGCAGGAAAGUCACCAAAGGCAGCGAGAAAAUCGAACUUGCUGGAGCCAACCCUUCUGCCGAGGAGGCUGAGGAGGCUGACGACGAUACCUCUGAGGUUGUCAUCGAUAUCGUGGAUGCUUUCCGGCUCCAGCAGUUGAGCUCUUUCGAUAAGAAAGGCUAUACUAUCUCGCUCAAGGCCUACAUGAAGAGCGUUGUUGCCAAACUCAAGGAGCAGGGCAAGAGUGAAGAUGAGAUCAAGGAGUUCCAGACUGGCGCCCAAGAGGCCGCAAAGAAGAUUCUCGGUAACUUUAAAGACUAUGAAGUCUUUACAGGCGAGUCCAUGAACCCCGACGGAAUGCUUGUCCUUCUCAACUACCGCGAAGACGGAAUGACUCCAUACCUCACCUACUGGAAGCAUGGCCUUAAGGAGAUGAAAAUUUAA